Molecule: messenger RNA, 2427 nt
Organism: Nylanderia fulva
Lineage: Eukaryota; Metazoa; Arthropoda; Insecta; Hymenoptera; Formicidae
Gene: otd2
Product: homeotic protein ocelliless
Biological process (GO): regulation of transcription by RNA polymerase II
Cellular component (GO): nucleus
Molecular function (GO): RNA polymerase II cis-regulatory region sequence-specific DNA binding; DNA-binding transcription factor activity, RNA polymerase II-specific
Source: RefSeq, a predicted model, not a curated record
GAAUUCACCAUCCCUCCCGCUACCGUCCUUUUCCAUCCCCUCUCGUUGGUUGAGCGCGCGCAAGAGGUGGUCUCCCUCUCUUCAUUCACUGUCUGCCUCUCUGCCUGUCAGCCGCAUUUUCCUUCUCUCGCUUCCGCAUUCGCCUCUCUCGUAGCGUCGCGGCCGGUAUCUCUCUGUCGGUUUUGCAACCCCCAUCCCUUCUCCAUGCUCUCCCUCGACGUCGAGACUCGUCCCUCCCCCGCUGACGGCCGGCGCACACGAGCGUCCCCCUCGCGCAUAACCCCUCGACCAAGAGAGCGAUCCGUAACAACUAAAGUUCUCGUGAAAAGUUGAGCCGGGCGCUCUCCUACGCCCUCCUGCUAUAAUAGCCGCUCGCGCGCUGGUCUCUGUACGGACCAUCGUCGUCGUCUCUCGUCUCGGUUGUCUCCGUCCAUCUGUCCCACAUUCCGUGAGACGGAGAGAGAGAGAGAGAGAGGGACGUACGCGGAUAAAGGGAGGGAACGGGAGAGAAAGCGAGAGGAAGGAAGAAAGGGCAAGCGCGAGACAGAGAGGGAGAAAGAGAGAAGCCGCGCCGUGGACGACUCCGACGGAUUAGGGAAUAGAAUAGUCAUUAUCGUGUAUACAUCCGUAUUCUACGAGCUAUCGGUCGCGCUCUCGUUCUCGGAGAGUUGUUGGUCGUCGUCCCGUUGGUGGUGUGGCGAGAGACGACGCCGGUUUUCGCAGUGGUGUGCGCGAGAUCGAACCCGACCUAGCCCGUCUCUUUUCUGACAUUGGAGCGCGCGCCGGCAGAGUAUUGCGCGUCGGGCCACGGUGUGUGUUGGUUGGAGUGCGAGUUCGGGGGCUUCGUCUGGAUUAAUCGGGCUCAAGACGAGGAAUAUCGACGCGGGAGCACCGGCGCCGGCCAAUUACGAUCGGGCAGAGCACAUAACGUGGGCGUCGAGGACGUCUCUUUAGGGAGACCGCGGCGGAGGGGUGGUCGUGCUGGGGGCCGAGGGGGUGGUGAUGUGGCCGAACAGCCUCGGAGGUACUUCCGGCUGCAGCGGGGGCGCCGGCGCCACCGAUCUCGGGGGCCUCGCCGCCUCCACCACCUCGGCCUCCGAGCUUUUCGGGCCCGCGGCGUUCGGCGCAUCCGCCGCGGGGCCCUACGGCGCCCUCAAGACGGCACCCUACAUGAGCGCGCUUAGCAUGCCGUCGAUAGACGCGUUACACUCCACCAUCGGCUAUCCCGGUUGUACACCCGCCGGUGAGUCCUACUACUGCAAUCCAAGGAAGCAACGGCGGGAAAGGACGACGUUCACACGAGCGCAAUUGGAUGUAUUAGAGGGGCUUUUUUCAAAGACGAAAUAUCCUGAUAUUUUCAUGCGCGAGGAAGUGGCAAUGAAAAUCAAUUUACCGGAAUCGCGAGUACAGGUGUGGUUCAAAAAUCGGAGAGCUAAAUGCCGACAGCAGCAAAAGCAGCAGCAGCAGCAGCAAGAUAAGGCGCCGAGAUCGAAGAAACCCUCGGGGAGUCCGGCUAGUAAUCCACCCCCUGGAAAAAGUCCUUCAAUUGCUACCACGCCCACGCCUGCCGCCGCGGUAUCUGCUACUACGCCCUUGAGCGGAGGCACUGGCGGCUCAGCGGCAAGUUCUCCGGCGCUUUUAAGGGAUUCACCGCAGUAUAAACCCGCGGGAAACGCUACUAGUUUGCUGUUAGCAACUAGCACGACUCCACCGAGCUUAGGCGGCACCGUGUACAACAGCGGCGGUGGUAGCAGUAGUAUCUGGAGUCCAGCCGUGACGGAGAGCGGUGGCUUUCCAGGUGACCACCAACGGUUAGCGUGGACGACAACCGCUUCCCAGCAACAAUGCUAUCAAAAUUAUACGUCCUACUAUACCAAUAUGGAUUACCUCUCGCCCGCCUCGCACCAGUUAAACGUUGUAGACAGCGGAGGUAGCGGCCUUGACAAUUCAUGGAGCAAAACGAGAGACGAAGGCACUUCAUCUUGGUUUUACAAUAGUGCCGGAUGGGGUGAUCGGAAGUGAACCUACAAGAAUCGAGGGGAACAAAAUCCGGGUACAUAUCAUCGACAAUAGUGAAGGUUAUACGGCUCGAAUCGAAGCUUAUAUCGUAAUGCGAUGCCAAAUAAAACGAGGAAGCUGUAUUUCUGAUGAAUGUCGAUACAGACUAAACAUAUCUUUAAUUCGGCCGGCAUUCGAAAAGCUGUGGAAUGCACAGGCCAAUCGAGAGUGCCAUACGUAUCCUCCUGUAUUUACUGGUUCAGCAUAGCUUAAAUAUACAGGAUAUCCUAUCAUUGGAAUAUUUUCUCUGCAACGAGAAUUUGCAGAAAAUAUUUCAUAAAAAAAUUGUUUUGUUUCGAGAAGCGUUUCAUAUAAAAAUAUUAUUUACAUGUAAGAGUAUUAAAGGAAUAUAUAAAACAUUCCACAUUU